This is a messenger RNA of Chara braunii, 917 nucleotides long. Lineage: Eukaryota; Viridiplantae; Streptophyta; Charophyceae; Charales; Characeae. The record is from the annotation of a GenBank genome assembly.
UGAGGAAUGGAAUCAUUCUGAUUGUGCACCUAUCACCAUGGUGGACCUGCGUAGUGGGAAGAGUACUAGUCCCUACACCCCUGAGCAACAAGAAAAGAUGGCCGCCUUAGUCAGAGCGAAUAGGGAGAGAAAGGAGCUCGAGAAACAGGCGAAGCUGAAGGCUAUCGUAGAGGAGCAGGCUGCAAAGAUGAAGAGAUUGGAGGAGGAGAUGAAAAAAGUUCAACAGGAGGAGGAAGCGAGGAGAAAGGUUGUCGAAGAAGAAGCAGCAGCAGAAGAAGAAAAAGAAAGAAAACGUAUUGAAGGAGGAGAAGGGAGUAGUGGCACAAAGAGGGAUACAGACGCAGAGAUGGAGAAGAGGAUAAGUGAGUGGGUUGCUAAUUUAUCGUUGGGAGAAGACGAGGAGGCGGWGUCUUAUGUUGCUAAGAAAGAGGCAAUCUGGCAAUGGGACAAAGAUUGCACGUCUGCGCUAAAGAGAUUGAAGCGCGCAUUAAAAGAGUACCCUGUCCUCAAAGUAGCAGAUCCGUCCUUGCCAUUUGUCGUCACCAUGGACGCGAGUCAGUAUGGGAUAGGCGCCGUGUUGCAGCAAGACGACGACAAUGGCUAUAGACCCGUAGAGUUCAUGUACGCGCUCAGGCAGGCUUUAGAGCACUGAAAGCAUUAUCUGCUUGGGAGACACUUCAAAGUGUAUUCUGACCAUGAAACGCUUAGAUGGUUAAAGACUCAGGCUAAGAUGACACCUAAGCUGACUAGGUGGGCCGCAUACAUAGACCAAUAUGACUUUGAGCUCAAGCCAGUAAAGGGCAAGUAUGACGUAGUUGCUGAUGCUCAAAGUAGGAGAUCAGACUACUUUGGAGCCAUAGUACACUAUCUGGAUAUAGGGAGAGACCUGCAGGAAAAAGUAAAGCAAGCAUAUGCGC